CUACGUAGAAUCUAUGCAUGUUCGUAGGUUAGCCAUCAAAAUGUUCACUACUUAAAACUUAUAAAUAUUGGCCUAUGAAUCACUAGGAAUAUAUUCAUCAAUGUUUGUAUUAUUGUUCUAAAAAGAAUCAAGGUGUUAAGGUGCAAUUCGGCCUGGAACUGCUCGAUUUUAGGAUCCAUGGAGGCGAUCGAGGAGCUACAGCAGCUCGCCGAUUUGAUGCGCCUAGGCGGGGCUCUGCUCGCCAACGAAGACGUCGAAGCCGGCGUGUCUUCAUCGUCCAAGCGGCCGUCCACCUUCCUCAACGCAGUUGCUCUCGGCUGCACGGGUGCCGGUAAAUCAGCUGUGCUGAACAGUGUAAUUGGACAUCCAGUUCUGCCAACUGGAGAAGGUGGAGCUACGCGUGCUUCGGUAUGUGUUGAGUUGAAAAGGGACAGUUCCUUAAGCAGUAAAGUACUUGUUUUGCAGAUUGAAAGCAAAUCACAAGAAGUCUCUGCAAGUUCUCUUCGCCGCUCUUUGCAAGAGAGAUUUGGCAAAGGAUCGAGCAAGAAUCGUGAUGAGAUAUAUUUGAAGCUUAAAAACAGUACCGCUCCACCAUUAAAGUUAAUUGAUUUACCGGGAGUAGACAAAGGGCGUCUUGAUAGUUCAGCAAGUCAGUAUGUUGAGCAUAGUGAUGCGAUAUUACUUGUCAUAUUACCUGCAUCUCAGGCACCAGAAGUUUCCUCGUAUAAAGCACUUAGAAUUGCAAAGGAGAAUGAUGGAGAAUCUACUAGAACCAUUGGUGUAAUCAGCAAGAUAGAUCAGGCAGCUUCAGAUCCAAAGAUUCUUGCAGCUGUCCAGGCUCUUCUGCUUAACCAAGGACCACCCAGCACGUGUGAUAUUCCAUGGGUUGCUUUGAUUGGUCAAUCUGUUUCAAUAGCCUCAGCCCAAUCAGGCAAUGUUGGGGAUGAUUCUUUAGAAACAGCUUGGAGGGCUGAGAGUGAGAGUCUUAAAUCUAUUUUGCCAGGGGCUCCUCAGAGUAAGCUUGGUAGAUUAGCCUUAGUGGAAAGUCUUGCUCAACAGAUCCGCAAUCGCAUGAAACUUCGGCUACCAAACCUCCUCUCAGGGCUUCAGGAUAUGUCUCAAUCAGUAAAUGAUGAAUUGGUAAAGCUUGGCGGACUGGUUCAAAGUGCUGAAGGUACAAGAGCUUUAGCUCUGGAGCUUUGUCGUGAAUUUGAAGAUAAAUUUCUCCAACAUCUUACAAGUGGUGAGGGUAGUGGAUGGAAAGUUGUUGCAAGUUUCGAAGGAAACUUCCCAAACAGGAUCAAGCAUCUUCCCUUGGAUAGACAUUUUGACCUUAAAAAUGUGAAGCGUAUUGUAUUAGAGGCUGAUGGAUAUCAACCUUACCUUAUAUCGCCAGAGAAAGGGUUAAGGUCUUUACUAAAGACUGUACUUGAGAUGGCAAAAGAACCUUCAGAACUCUGUGUCGAUGAGGUGCACCGGGUACUUUCUGACCUUGUCUUAGCAGCUGCAAAUGGUACACCAGGUCUAGGAAGAUAUCCUCCUUUCAAGAGAGAGGUUGUUGCUAUUGCAACUGCUGCCUUAGAAAAUUUUAAGAAUGAAGCAAAGCAUAUGGUUGUUGCACUUGUUGACAUGGAGCGUGCAUUUGUUCCCCCACAACACUUCAUUCGAUUAGUGCAGAGGCGGAUGGAUAGGUACAGACGAGACGAAGAUCACAGAAGUCGAUCUUCUAAAAAGGCAUCUGAGGCAGAGUCCUCCAUAUUGAAUAGGGCAACCAGUCCUCAACCUGGUGGAAGCUUGAAAUUAAUGAAGGAUAAGCCUAGUCAGCAAGAUAAGGACGUACCAGAAGGUCCGGUCUUGAAAACUGCAGGGCCAGAAAGUGAAAUUAUAGCAGGAUUUCUAUUAAAGAAAAGUGCCAAAGCUAAUAGCUGGACUAAGAGAUGGUUUGUAUUAAAUGAAAAAAGUGGAAAGUUAGGAUACACCAAAAGACAGGAGGACAGGCAUUUCCGUGGUGUCAUCAAUUUGGAGGAAUGUAACCUUGAAGACAUGUCUGAGGAAGAAGAAUCAUCAUCCUCCAAGAGUUCCAAGGACAAAAAGGAAUAUUCCAAUGCAUUCAAAAUUACGAGCCGGGUUCAAUACAAGACUGUUCUUAAAGCACAUAGUUUUGUGAUUUUGAAGGCAGAUACUACGGCAGAGAAGGCAGAAUGGGUAAACAAGUUGAAAAAUGUCAUAAGUUCUAAGGGAGGCCAGGAUACAAUGGCUAGGAAACCUCUGGACCCAGAAGAAGAACUCCGUUGGAUGGCUCAGGAAGUACGUGGAUACGUUGAAGCCGUUCUCAACAGUCUUGCAGCCAAUGUCCCUAAAGCAGUUGUUCUCUGUCAAGUCGAAAAGGCCAGAGAAGACAUGCUUAACAAGUUGUAUAUUUCUAUCAGUGGACAGAGUUUGUCAAGGAUUGAAGAACUACUGAUGGAAGACCAAAAUGUAAAGCGUAGGCGGGAGGGGUGUCAGAAAAAAUCCUCUCUUCUUUCUGAGAUUACUCGAAAACUAAAUACGCUCGACAACCGGGCAACAAGUGCUUCAACCUUCUCUGAGUAUGAUGGACCUGAAAGAGCAAACGAUUCAUCAACAGAUGAGUGGACAUCUGCAUUUGAUGCUAAUUCUGGUGAUUCAACAUCCAGGGGACGCCGGGCACCUUCUCGGCUGCCCCCUGCCCCGCCCGAUUCUUCAUCAUCUGCCUUCAAAUAUUAGAAGUAGACUAAUAUCACAGAGCAUAUAUAACAACAGGUGCGACUAUAGGUUUUUGAUCAUCCCUGCAAUUGAUUGUCCUUCAAUUUUCUACAUUGCACAUUUGUGUUUUUAAAUCUUGGUUUUCUGACCAAUAUAUUGAUUUGAACUUGUCCCAGAAAGUAAAAGAUCUGAAUUUGU
Messenger RNA from Cuscuta campestris, 2922 nucleotides. The record is from the annotation of a GenBank genome assembly. Lineage: Eukaryota; Viridiplantae; Streptophyta; Magnoliopsida; Solanales; Convolvulaceae.